AUGGAAAUUAGACAAACAAUGGAAAGAAUGGCUAGAGAGGAACGUUUAUUACAAGAAAAAUUGCCGUUGGUGGAUGGAUUUUUAAGAAGAUGUAAAACAUUAGCUAAUAUGAUGGUAACUAUGAAAAAAUUAGCAAUAAUACAAGACGAGGAACGUCCACAAACACAAAGGAGAGCAAUUCCGGUUAGACAAAUUUCUCUUCGAAAUUUCCGUCCACCAAUAACUACUACACAAAAACAACAAAAAAUAAAUGAAAAUAACAAUAAUCAUCCAUUAGAUGCAAUACUUGAUGAAUUAGGUGAAAAUAAUAAACAACAAAAUAAUGAAAUACAAGCUUCGUUUACACUUCGUCUUGGGAGCUCUAAUAAAGAAAAUGGAAAUAUUUGGGGAAAAUGA
Molecule: messenger RNA, 396 nt
Organism: Meloidogyne enterolobii
Lineage: Eukaryota; Metazoa; Nematoda; Chromadorea; Rhabditida; Meloidogynidae
Source: the annotation of a GenBank genome assembly